Molecule: messenger RNA, 1650 nt
Organism: Tetrahymena thermophila SB210
Lineage: Eukaryota; Ciliophora; Oligohymenophorea; Hymenostomatida; Tetrahymenidae
Product: protein disulfide isomerase, putative
Exons: 7
Biological process (GO): protein folding; response to endoplasmic reticulum stress
Cellular component (GO): endoplasmic reticulum
Molecular function (GO): protein disulfide isomerase activity
Source: RefSeq, a predicted model, not a curated record
AUGAAAUUUAAUUAUAAAUUGCAAAUUCUCUUGAUAAUUUGUUUGCUCCCAUUAGCCUAGCUUUUACAAGUUGUCGAAAAAGUAGAACCUGAAGUAAAAGAAGAAAGUAGCAAAUAAGAGAUAGAUAAUAAACAAUUAUUUUAAUUAGAAUAUAAUAGUCUAAAGCUUAUCAUAUAGUAAUCAAAAUUAGUAGUUGUCUAUCUCCAUGAAGGUGAAAUUAAUCAAGAAAUCGAACAAAUUUUAGGAGAAGCAGCUAAAGAAAUCUCAGAGUAUAGAUUAGCUAAAUAGCUUCCAGUUGCCUUAUUUGGAACUGUUGAUAGCUCAUAAGACAAAGAAAUUCUAUCUUUCCUUAAAAUAUCUUAUAGCAACGAACAAAAGCAUUAACUUAUACUAUUUAUUUAAGGAAAUCAAAUAAAUUAUGAAGGAGAAUAUAACAAAGAAUAAAUCCUUUCAUUCAUCAAAGGCAAGAUAGAAAACUCUAUAAAGGAAAUAAAAACUGAAGAAGAACUGAAAGAAUAUAUGAAGGUAAAUGAAAAAAAGAAAGUUUUGAUAGGAAGCAACAAUAGUACAUUCAUUGACUUACUACAAGAAAAAGAAUAAAAUUAUGAAUUAUUUACAAACAUGGAUAUUCAAGAAGUUAGAUUAAUUACUGAUUAAUCACUCUUAAAUCAAAUUCCUGAAUUAAAAGAUUCAAAAUUACCUUUUGUAUGCUUUGUCAAAAAUAAUUAAUUCCCUGAAGAGAAACACUAUCAUUUCUACGAAGGAAGUUUUGAUCAUGUUGAAUGGAUUAAGGACUAUGUUUUAGUUGAAUCUAUCAAUUUAGUCGAAGAAUUAAAUGCUGAAAGCUAUGUUAGAGUUUUUGCUAGCUCAGUAGAAAGUCAAAUUCAUUUAUUUUUGGAUCCCAACGUUGAUAACUCACAAGUAAUUUAAGAGUUCCGUAAGGCUGCUCUUUACAACAAAGAAGAAGAACUUAGAUAUGAAAGAAUGGUUUUCGUUAUCCAAUACUACUCAGACGAAACAAAAGAGUUCAUUCAACUUUAUGAUGUUAGAGGUGUGUAAGAUCUUCCAUUUAUAGGAAUUUCUACUUUAGAUUACAACAGUUUUGGAAUCACUAAAUACAUUUAUGAUAAAUAAAAUUAAAUGGUAUCUGAAAAUAUUAAUAAAUUUAUUGAUGAUGCUAGAAAAAAAGUGAUAGAAGUCCACUUAAGAAGUGAAGAGCUUCCAACUGAAGAAUAGCUUAAAUAAUAAGAACAGAAUAAAAUUUAUAAGUUAGUUGGUUAAAACUUCAAAGAAAAAGUAAUUAAAGAUAAGUUUAGCUAUUUUAUACUAUUUUGGGAUAGCAAGGAUAAGAAUUCAGCAAAAUAAUACUUUGAUUUCUUAAAAAAAUUUGUGAAUGAGAUACCAGCUAUUCAGUAUGAACAUCUUUUAAAAAUCGCCACUUUUGAUCUUAACAAAAAUGAGGUAUAGUAUCUCAAUAUUGAUUAAGCACCUAAAUUUGUAGUCUAUCCUUAAUAUUAUAAAUAAAAUCCUUAAGGUUAUAAAGGACCUCUUAAGAUUGAAAGUAUCUCUAAAUUUUUAAAUCAAUGGGUCAGAGAUCUUCAAAUCAGCGUACCUUUACCAUUAGGUGGCUCUUAAAAACAAGAUUUAUGA